This is a messenger RNA of Helianthus annuus (common sunflower), 1923 nucleotides long. RefSeq names its product delta(8)-fatty-acid desaturase-like. NCBI's taxonomy places the organism in Eukaryota, Viridiplantae, Streptophyta, Magnoliopsida, Asterales, Asteraceae. Gene Ontology annotation, biological process: lipid metabolic process. Gene Ontology annotation, molecular function: oxidoreductase activity, acting on paired donors, with oxidation of a pair of donors resulting in the reduction of molecular oxygen to two molecules of water. The transcript has 2 exons. Gene Ontology annotation, cellular component: membrane. The record is from RefSeq and is a predicted model, not a curated record. Bases 373 to 1773 code for a protein of 466 amino acids.
AUGAGUCAUGACUCAUGACAGCUGGGUUAGAGAAGGGUGAGUAACAUACUUCGUGUCAAGGUUACAAAUGCCAAACGCAUGACAGCGGGGGGGACUUAUCUGCUGCGUCACGCGCCUAGCUGGAUGAAGAUAUUUUCCAAGAUCAAUUCAACCUCAACCGUUAGAUCACUCGUUCCUUGAUGCGCUUCAUGUUUCUACUAAUAUAGUAUUGCCCAUUGCACUGUUAGGGUUCAAACUACCAGAAAGAAACAGAUUCGUAUCUUUUUCCCUCUUCCCAUUGCACUGCACAUUCUGGUUUUCUUCUCAUUAUUCUCAUUUAAAUAAUUAAUAAUAAUCAUCAUCAUCUCCUUGGUGACUCACAGUUUCAUACUCAUGUGUGAAGAUUCAACGAUGGUUUCUUCUCCCGUUGAUGUUUUGAAGUCUAAUUCAAAAUCCGACGGAAAGAAGUACAUAACAUCCGAGGAGUUAAAGAAGCACAACAAGCCUAACGACUUGUGGAUCUCGAUACAGGGAAAAGUUUACAAUGUUACAGAGUGGGCUAAAAUACACCCGGGUGGCGAAAUCCCGCUCAUGAAUCUUGCUGGUCAGGAUGUAACCGAUGCAUUUAUCGCGUUCCAUCCCGGCUCAGCAUGGGAACACCUUACCAAACUCUUCACCGGUUAUCACUUGAAAGAUUACCAAGUCUCUGCAGUGUCGAAAGAUUACCGAAAACUCGCUUCCGAAUUUGCAAAAGCCGGGAUGUUUGAAAAGAAGGGGCACGGUGUGAUUUACUCCCUUUGUUUCGUGUCUCUGCUUCUUUCCGGUUGUGUGUACGGGGUGUUGUUUUCUAGUAGCUUCUGGGUGCAUAUGUUGGCCGGAGCGUUAUUGGGUUUAGCCUGGAUCCAAAUCGCGUAUUUGGGUCAUGACGCGGGUCAUUAUCAAAUGAUGUCGACGCGUGGGUGGAAUAAAUUCGCGGGGAUUUUUAUCGGGAAUUGUAUAACGGGGAUAAGCAUCGCGUGGUGGAAAUGGACACAUAACGCACAUCACAUCGCGUGUAACAGCCUCGAUUACGAUCCCGACCUUCAACACCUGCCAAUGUUAGCCGUUUCUUCUAGACUGUUCAACUCAUUGACAUCCGUGUUCUACGGGAGACAAUUGACUUUCGACCGGUUGGCUCGUUUUUUCGUGAGCUACCAACACUACUCAUACUACCCGAUCAUGUGUGUCGCGAGGGUCAACCUUUACCUACAAACGUUACUAUUACUACUCUCGAAAAGAAAGGUUCCUGACAAGGGGUUAAACAUUAUCGGGACCCUCGUUUUCUGGACAUGGUUUCCGCUUCUCGUGUCUUGCCUACCGAACUGGCCCGAACGAGUCGCAUUCGUCUUGGUUAGCUUCUGUGUGACCGGGAUCCAACAUGUUCAGUUCACAUUGAACCACUUUGCGGCCAAUGUUUACGUGGGCCCACCAACGGGAAACGACUGGUUCGAGAAGCAAACCAAUGGGACGAUCGACAUCGCGUGCUCGUCUUACAUGGAUUGGUUCUUCGGUGGUCUACAGUUCCAGCUCGAGCACCAUUUGUUUCCGAGGUUGCCUCGGUGCCAUUUAAGGUCCAUAGCUCCUAUCGUUAGAGAACUUUGCAAGAAGCAUAACUUGCCGUACACCAGCGUAUCGUUCUUUGAUGCCAAUAUAAUGACGCUUAAAACGCUUAGAACCGCUGCUCUACAGGCUCGUGAUCUGACGAACCCAGCUCCACAGAACUUGUUAUGGGAAGCUUUCAACACCCAUGGUUGAAGCUUCUAUCAUCGUACUCAUCUCGGCUACUUUGUGUAAAAGGCUUUGAGCAUUUUUCUGGGCUUUUAUGUAUCUUAAAACUAAAUAUGGACUAUGAUUAUUUAUAUAUUUUGGAUUAUUAAUGGUUAGUUUUCAUUUCUUUUACCGUUA